AUGCAGCCUGUUGCUUCUGACAGUGAUGACAACAAUGAUGACAACAGUGAUGACAACAGUGAUGACAGCAAUGAUGACAACAAUGAUGACAACAGUGAUGACAACAAUGAUGACAACAAUGAUAACAGUGAUGACAACAAUGAUAACAACGAUGAACCAGAAUCAUCAGAGCCCUCCAUUAUUUCAAAACCUGCAUCUGAACGGUACCAUUACAAUAGAGCCAUUUUUGAUGUGGAAGAUUCAUCAGAUGAUGAACAGCACUCAACUGAUCAACUGAGCAGUUUGUCUUUGCCAUCACAGCACUGCAAAUCUGAUGAUGAACUCGAAGAAGAAAGAAUUCUUUCUAUUGCAAAAAAUGUUCUUUGCAAAGAAGAGAAUAAAGCUUCAAAGCCAAAGAAGGUGUCUGAGAGCGUCAUUAGAGCUGAGCGUGGGAAGGAGCUGGCCACCAUCCGCAGUGAGAGUCAACGCAGGGUCCGUGAGGGCCCCAUCAGUUUACCUUACCAUAGACCCAAGCAGCGCUCACUCCAGGAGUUUCUCAGCAGAAAGAAAAAUGAGAUCAUUCCUCUGCCAGUUGGACGCUGUGGCCUUAAGAUGAGCAUGAAGAAUAUGCAAGUUCUGAGGCAAAUUGAGGUGCGCAAGAAAGAAGCUGUUGAGUUCUAUAAGUCAGAAUCUGAGGCUGAGAAUUCAGAUGAAGAAUGGAAACCGAAUCGAGAGGAGACCGAGGAGCAUGGUAAAGAACAGUUGACCAAAUGUAUCAUUGCCCCAUCCACUGAGGAGAAAACGGUUAGUAUUGUUUGCUCACCUGUGAACAACAUUGUCUCUGCUGAAGAUCCGUCUGUAUCUGAGGAUGAAAUGGAAGCUACAUCAGUGAAGCCUCUUCCUGACAUUGAUGAUUUGCCUGCACUGUCUUCAAAAGAAUCAUUAUCUAAUGAUUUAUCAACUGACCUCGACACAGUCAUUAAUGAAUAUAUUCCUAUGUACGACCUCGAGGAGAAUAACUUAUUAAAGCCAGUACAGCUGAAGGAUUCAUCAUCUGAAACUUUAGAACAAUUGCCUGCAGUUUCAGAAUGUCCCCUUUCUGAAAGCUCAAACUUGACUGCCUCGUCAAUCACUCAUUUCCCGAACAAUGUACGUCCUUUCAAUGAACAGACACGCGAACAAGAGGAUGAUAGAGACGAAUUUUUGACAAAUAUGAAUGAAGAAGUCAGUCCACCAGCUGCGGGCCGAGGCUCCAGGCUGGAGACUCAGGACCUUCUGGAUGAAGAUAUGCCUGAACUGCUGCUGGAAGAAGGACCGGAAGAUGAAAUAAAUGACAGUACAAACGAAACCAAUGAACAGGAUGAUAGCCUUCAAAUUUCAAAACAUUCUUCAGUUUCAUUGCAUCUUCAACGCCCGCUUCAAGAAGGUGUGAUAUCCAGAAAUGGAACUUUAAACUCAGAUGAAGGAAUUUUGCAGCCUCAAUCAACACCUACAGCCCUUCCUCCUAAGUUGAGUCGUUUAGCUGCUAAACUGGGCGCUCCCCUUCCCUUAAGUAUCAGUACAACUCCCCGUCUCACUCCUGGCUCUAAGCACCUUGGGAUGAUUGAUCUGGAUACUGAUUUUGCUUCUCCAGCUCCUCCCGACCCUGGCUUGGUGGAUUUAAAGAACAGAUUUGCCUUGCAUUCUGCUUCGAAACUUUGCCGCAAGAAGCCCGAGCAAGUCAGUUUGGGAGUAGUGAGCAAAGAAAAGGACAGCCAAGGGAACGAGCAGCUGGUGAUGUCUUCUGUUCUUGUCAACCUUGAGGGUGAACCAGAUAGCCCAUUGGCGCAAUGCACGACUCCAGGGGCAAAACUUCAGUUUCUCAAAGACAGUCUGCGUGCGAAAAUGACGGAGCGGCGAGCCCGCGCCACACGGGAAAAGCAAAUGCAAAAAGAUUUCUUGGAAACUGAAGAAGUCCAAAAGUUGGAGGAUCCAUUUGCUCUGCCCGAUGAUGAAGAGGAAGCAGAGCUCACCGAGUCCUCGGAAGGCGAGUCCGAGCCCGAGUUGGAGGACGACGUUGACAUGACCGACAAGCCCAGAACUAAGAGCAAGUUUCUCGAGGAUGAGGCUGAAGUGGAUGAAGACGAAGAAAUAAUGGAUGAGGCUGCCGGUAUUGACGGUGAAGACGACCGCAUGGAUGAUUAUGAUAGUAAUAAUGAGUGCAGUGAUUCGGACGAGGAGGUUGUGAUGGUGAGAAAGCCCUCUAAGAAAUCCAAAAAUGAGAGCAGAAGAAAAGCCUUGCUACUGGACAGUGAUGAGGAAGAAGGCAAUUCUGACGAAAUGGACGGUACAGUAGGGGAUGGACCAUCUAAAUCCCCAGUUCAGGUUGAUCUUAAAGAGUACUCUGAAUGUCACGAUGACACGAUGGCUGUCAAUGACAAUCUAUCCAAAACAAUUGAAACAUCCCAGACUGUUGCUGAUGAUGACUUGCCAGAUACGCAGCCCAUCUCAUCACCCAAUAAAAAGUCUCCUAACAGUUCACAUAAUCAACGCGAGAGCAUCGAUGGCAUGUGCUGCUCCCUGGACGACAGCAGCAGCCUGGAGCUGCAAGGAUCAUGUCUGCCUGCCCACCAGCCCGUCCGCACCCGCCGCCCAGCCCACCAGGCCGACCUCCAACCAAACUCCUCCGAGCGCGGAAGCUUGGGCCUCGGCUUGGGUCUGGACUUCAGCAGCACGGAUUUGUGGUGCGCCGGUGACAACAGCAGCAGCAAAGCCAGCAAUGCUCGGUUCCCUUCAUCGACACUGUUGCCCUUGGCUGAUUACGAUGGCAUUGACGCGACUGCUGAGAAGGACGUGACUCGGGGAAACUUUUCCACAAGCCAGGAGCUGAGGCUGGACUUUCGAGGCUUAACUGGCUCGCAGGAGCCGCGCAAUGACGGCGAGCUUCCUGACUUGCUAUCUGGUCGCUUCACAGGUGCCACUAUUGAAUCUACCGAGAGAGAUGAUGGCACAAACGACAUAGGCAGUCUGAUGGAACUGUGCACCGGUCAGUUCACUGAUGCCAUUUCCUGCAGCCCUCCUGCCAUUCCUCUGACCCUGUCUGAUGAGCCUCCUCCACUGACUCUCCCUGACGUGCCCUUCUCCCUGCCAGUCAAUAUUCCCUCCACUGGAGAAUUAGCCCUCGGCUCACAAUUGGUUACAAGUCCUUCACACCGCAGUGCCUUUGAAGACACUGUAGUGCUGGCGCAAGAUUCACAGACACAAAUAGGCCUUUCUGCCUCCAUAACCUCUCCCCUAGGACCUGAGCAAGAUGAACUGCUUGAUCUUUGCUCAGGCGAUUUCACCGAAUUGGUAUCCCAAAAGAAAAAAGCGGCAAACAAAGCUCCUGUGCCAGCCGGUCAAGCCAAACUAACAAAUUUCUUCACUCGUGCUCCGCCUAAGAAGAGAACUCACGAUGACGAUGGAGGAAAUCGACAACUUGGCUCCACUGCUUCUGCUGGCUCGGCUCAGACAAAGACUGUCUUGCUGAGCUUAACUGCGCCUGACAUGCCCGAAAUUAUUUCUUCCGCAAAUGAAACAAAACAACAGAGUCUUAGCCAGAACAAUGAGCAUGAGAAGAUAAUGGUAAAUGACGAAUCGAAUAGUGACUUGGAAAGUUUGAGUGCAGAUAAAGUCGAAUCAGAUGACGGGAAUGAGGUUGAUGUGUCGAGGAAGAAACGACGUAGAAUCGUGCUCUUGGAUGAUGGAGAUGACGACGAGGAAGAUUUAGUUGAAGAAAGCGGCCAGAUUAUUACUGAAGCAAAGGACGCCAGUGACGAUGAAGAAGAAGGAGACUUGGAACAACAAGGGAAAGUUAUCCUGUAUGAUGAUGAUGAAAAUGAGGUCCCUGUUAAAUUCCCCGCCUUCAAAGACAGGGAGAAAGGGGGCAUUAGAGCAGAUUUCCUGGAAAAUGAAGCAGAGUUGUCGGGAUCUGAGGUGGAAAGUGAUGAGGAGGAGCAAGAAGACGACGACCUCAUGGACGAAGAGGAGGGAGACAAGGAGCACUUUGAUGAAGAGCAGCUCAGGGAGCAGAUCGGACAGACACAUGUGCGUGGGGAGCUGGCGCGUGACCAGCGGGAGGUGCGUCUCCUGCAGGAGCUCUACCUUGAGGACGGUGACCUGCAUGGCGAGGGCCGACAACGCACUUUCAGAUGGAAGAACUUGAAUGAUGAUGAGGGAGACGACGGUCCCAGAGCUGACGACUCUGAUGAAGCAGAUGCUGAAGAUGACGAGGAGUCUUCUCAGUGGCGCAAGGAGCGCCAUGAGAGGGAACUUUUCAUGAAUAAGAAAAAUGAAACUGGUGAAGAUGACGAUGCUGAUUUGACUCUCGGGUUAACUGCAGCUUCUGGUCUCCUAAAGACGACCUCUAUUCCUGUCAUCUCAAAGACUCGCUUGCUCAGCAAAGCUGCCGUUGAGAAUUCCGCCACGAACGGCGCUGGAAAGAAACCCCUGAUGCCCGCUAAUCCUGAAGGUUUAAACUCGACCUCGAUUUCUAGCAAUCCACUAAUCCUGGCUCGUCAGAGCUCGCUACCCGGACAGUUGACUAAAUGUGGGUCAUUCUUGUCUCGCGGCGCAUCAAAACUCGCACGUCUUGCCUCGCUGAUCAAAGAACGCAACGACGGUUCACGGAACGUCGCCGCCACAGCGAACGCCGGUGGCAGUUUCAUCUUCCACUCCGUAACGGCGGAAGAAGCUCACCGACAAAGACAUGGAUCGAUUAAAUCCAACGACUGUGCCAUUGCUGAGGAAAGAAACAUGUAUAAAAAACGGCCAGCCAGUAAUACUGCAUCGCCCUCUCAAAAUCUCUACAAAAAACCUCGAUUAGACCGAACCUUGAGAGUUGGACCUCGAUUGUCAAAUUCCAGUAUAUUUAAGCAUUUCUAAGUUUUGCUCAGAGUGGUAAUUAUAAGAACGCUAUGUACAUAAUGACUAUAGGUGAAUGUACAAAGUGUAAAUUCAUUGUCAACUCUUUUGUGUUCUUUCUUUCUUCCUUCACUACUCUUGAUUUGAGUUUCUUUCUCUUGUCCUUUUAUCAGUUGUACUAACUCGUUUCCUCGUCACUCAUUUUCGUUUUUCUUAAGAAGGAAAUAUCUGCGUUAACGAUUUAUUGAAAAAAUACACCUCUCUCAUUCAGAAGCUCCGCGAAAAUUUUAAUUCCUCUAAUGAUUUUAGAUGAAUUUUGUUCAAGACUGUUUAAAUCGCCGUGCCUGCAUAGAGGUCGAAAAAUGUUGAAAUUCCAAAUAUUUUUCAACGACAGAGGACGUCUUUUCGAUUGAAAAUUGAAUGGUGAAAUAUUUUCUUUGGAAAUCCCUUCCUCUGUGGUCCAGCGAGGAUUUAUUGAGUCAUCAUCUUUGCAUUUGUUUUUAAAUCAAUCCUGCUUGUUUUCAAUCGCAUUGCACUCUAGCUACUUAGUAUUUAUUCCUAGACUUCAUUUCUAACGUCGCAGGUUGUAUCAAAUGUCGUCUGCCUGGCUAAUUUAAUUAGAAACAAUCGAAAAUAAGUUUCAGUUUUAUUGAAUGCUUAUAGGGUAAGAAUGUCCUAUGUUGUAUGUUCAACACAGU
Molecule: messenger RNA, 5558 nt
Organism: Hyalella azteca
Lineage: Eukaryota; Metazoa; Arthropoda; Malacostraca; Amphipoda; Hyalellidae
Exons: 19
Coding region: 1-4881 (1626 amino acids)
Biological process (GO): activation of protein kinase activity; mitotic DNA replication checkpoint signaling; mitotic G2 DNA damage checkpoint signaling
Molecular function (GO): anaphase-promoting complex binding
Source: RefSeq, a predicted model, not a curated record